This is a messenger RNA of Enterobius vermicularis (human pinworm), 1533 nucleotides long. The record is from the annotation of a GenBank genome assembly. NCBI's taxonomy places the organism in Eukaryota, Metazoa, Nematoda, Chromadorea, Rhabditida, Oxyuridae.
AUGGAUGAGGACAGAUCAACUUUUGUUGUUCAUGAAGCAUACGAAAAAACGUUUUGUGAGGAAGAUCUUCAGACAUUGAUAAGUUUUUACUGUAAAUUUUUUGCCCAGAAACGUGCGGAGCACUUCAUCGAUAAAACAGUGUAUACAGAAUUCCUUUCAACUGCCCUUUCUUACGGGUUUUUAUCAGAGGCCAAGAAAUAUUAUACUGAAGAAAACGAAAAACAUGGAUUUAAAAUACCAUUUCACAAAAUCCUGGGAACAUGUAAUAAUUAUAGUGGACAGACAGAAAAUAAGGAUCUUUUUUCGGCCCUUGUCCAAAUCAGUAAGCAGCAAAGGUCACUUGGUCUUGCAGUUUGGAAUAGAGAGUUCGUCUACGCAUUUGAUAACAUUUCAGGACAGGACAGCGAAAGAAUGAGAAUUAGGCGUCUGUGGUGUGUGCUGCGAUUCCGCAAAGUGCCCAGGAACAAUUUGCCGCUUUGUGCUGGGCGAUUACCAUUUGUGAAAUACGUCAUUCGAGGGGCAUCGCGAAAAGUUCAGCUGCAACUAAAUGAUUCAUCCAGGACUAACAUGAUCGCUCUUUCCCCAUAUUAUGCUUCCGUCUUUCACACUGGAUUUCAGCGGUUAAUGCAGGAUUCGGGAGCACAUGACCUGAUUGUGAAGUCCGCAGUCGAUUUUAUGUUUGCCUUAGCAGAAGGAGAUUACCAACAAGAAAGCUGUAGAACAGGCCAAAUUCGAAGUGGUGUUCAAGCCAGAAAUCUUGGGUUGUUUUACGCAAUUGAAAUUCUUAUUUACUGUGUUGCUCAUUCAAUGGUUAAGGAAGGAAAAGAUUUGAUUCAGGCUGUUGCCUCUCUGCCCGCAUUAGCUCUUGAACAACAAUAUACCACAUUGUUACGUGCCUACAAAGCCUUAUUAAACUACGUCCAUUGGCGGCAGAAUAAUGAGAUGUCGCAAGAAGAAUUAACUUCAGUUUAUGAGGAUUUGGAAGCUGCAGUGAACCAAGUGCCUAGUGGGGAAGAAAACGUUUUUUUAAGCGCUUUAAUCCAUUUCCUAACUUCCUUGAAUAGUCCGGAACUGUUGUAUGAUGUGGCGGUCAAAUGCUGUACUCGUACCCCUUUAUUGCUUGGACACUGCUGUCACUCUUUGGCAGCAGCGGGUAACGAGAAGGUGGCCGAGAAAUUACUAGAGGCAACUUCUUUCCCUUCAAAUUCAAGCGAGUCGGAUCAAAUACGACUGGAUUGGCUGCAAGAACGUCUCCUGCAUCCACAACAACAUGACCUUCCUGAAAAUUUCAUUUUAGAAGCUAGUGAUUUGCUGUGCAAGUUCUUGGACUUUGGGGAGAACAGGAACGACCAACGUGCUUGGGGUUUUUUGUGGACUUGUGUGAAACGUAUCAGCGACAGGAAGUUCCUUUCUUACCUUUGGGACGACAGAAAGUCUUGGUGGCCGAAAUUCCAUUCAAUCCCAAUAAGUAUUGACUCGGCACGCUACAGAGAACAAGUAUUAGAUUUAUUCUCCAAAUUAAGUCCUGUAUAG